GGCCUUCUCCUUCCUCGAAAUCGCUUCCUCCCAAAUCCCCACCCAAUCUCACCCGAUCUCAAUCCCAAUCACUUGCAUGACGAGCGCCUCCGAGCUCUUCCAAUCCUUGAGAUCUCGCAAUGGAGGCCGGAAUCCCCUCUCCAACCCCACUCCUGCUCCUAUUCGCUCUGAUUUCCGCCACCGCCGCCACCAUCGACGCAAUGGACUCGAUCUCAACUCCCAUGAGGAUCGCAAUACCUUGCGCCGGCCCCGUUCCAUCCCUCGCAAUGACUCCCCGGUGGAGCAUCAAUUUAUCUGGCCAGAUCAUGCUGGCACCGGUGAAUAUAGGAUCGGUGAUGGCAGAAACGCAGCUGCUCCAAGUAGCAGAGUGAGUAGGUUUAGCUUGAAUACCAAUGAUCGACUUCCUGGUACUGUACUACUUGCCCAGGCAAGGCUUGCAGAGAGAUUAAGAGGUGCUUCCCUUACAAGAAGCAGAUUUGGGCCAGGAGUUCCAAGCAUCUUAUGGGAUGAAAUUGAAGCAGAUGAUGAUUUAUCUAUUAUUGGUACUGAAAUCUGGGAACCUUGGAAUGCAAGUGAGUGGUCUGCACCAGGCAGACAUUUAGCUAGUGUUGCCAGUGAAGCAAACCAAGAAUAUAUUCCUCAGAGUCCGAGGAAGAAACCUCCCGGGCUUACCUCAGAGGCAAUUUGCAGUUUAAAUCAUGAAACAUUCAAAGAAGCAGAACAUGAUGAAUCUAUGGAAUUCCCUGAAUGUAGUAUAUGUCUAGAUAAGUUUCAGGAAGGGGAUGUGUUGUUUCGGUUGUAUUGCAGGCAUCUGUUCCAUUGCAUUUGCUUGGAGCCAUGGUUGAGAAGCUGCGGAGAUUGCCCGAAUUGUCGCAAUACUGUAAAAACCAGUGUUUCUUCAGCAAAGAGGCAAUAGAAUUUUUUGUACAUCUUCCUUAUGGAGAAGUAUCUAACUGUGAUUAGGUGAUGUAUCUUUUUUGUAUCUGUUUAUAUGAAGAUAUGAAGAUCAAACUUCAUGGAAUUGAGGCAAAUCUUUGUGGCAAAUGACAUUGUGGAUUGGCUAAACUUUUUGUGACCCAUUUGGAAAUCCACUUGGUUGUGGUGCACAUCAAACAAUAAAGAACAGUGAGC
Messenger RNA from Dioscorea cayenensis subsp. rotundata (Guinea yam), 1131 nucleotides. Its product is annotated as probable E3 ubiquitin-protein ligase RHY1A. The transcript is spliced from 3 exons. NCBI's taxonomy places the organism in Eukaryota, Viridiplantae, Streptophyta, Magnoliopsida, Dioscoreales, Dioscoreaceae. Bases 77 to 916 code for a protein of 279 amino acids. The record is from RefSeq and is a predicted model, not a curated record.